This is a messenger RNA of Histoplasma capsulatum G186AR, 201 nucleotides long. RefSeq lists its product as uncharacterized. The record is from RefSeq and is a predicted model, not a curated record. NCBI's taxonomy places the organism in Eukaryota, Fungi, Ascomycota, Eurotiomycetes, Onygenales, Ajellomycetaceae. The transcript has 4 exons. Bases 1 to 201 code for a protein of 66 amino acids.
AUGAUGGACGAGGGCAGCCAAGAUCAGAGAGUCACCACUGCCACACGGGUUGUUUUCGGUAGAGCCCAACAAGCACCACACUGGCGGGUGCCUGAGGCGCGGAGUGUUCAGGGCGUGGUUUCGGCUCGAAACUUCUGGGUGUCCACUGCAACCGCGGCUUGGCCGCGCCUCCUGCUUAGCACCACCUUGUUUGCUCCCUAA